Porites evermanni is the source of this 4673-nucleotide messenger RNA. NCBI's taxonomy places the organism in Eukaryota, Metazoa, Cnidaria, Anthozoa, Scleractinia, Poritidae. The record is from the annotation of a GenBank genome assembly.
AUCAUUAACGCCUGCCUUUUUUUACCAGAUUCAUUUGUUCCACCAGAGAUUCGAGCGCGGGGUCCAGAAGCCGAACUUGCCUUCCAAAAAGCCCUGCAGAAUGGAAAGGUGAAAGUUUACCGUGGUCGCAUAAUGCUACUUGGCCAGGACAGGGCGGGCAAAACGAGUCUCAAAAAAUCUCUUUUGGGAAUGCCUUUCAACCGACAGGAAGAGAGUACGGUCGGAGUUGAAGUUGAUCCUUCAAAAUGCCAAGUGGACGUCGACCAAAUUAAAAAUUGGGAGCCCAUAAAAGAUAAGAAGCUUGAAGUAUCUGAGUUUGCUAAAGACAUUGCAAUGCUCAUCGCAAAGGAUUUUGCUGGACAGCACCUAUACUAUGCGUCACAUCCUGUCUUUCUGUCACCGCGAGCAGUGUACGUUUUGGUGUAUAAUCUUAGCAAAAGUCUAAGUGCCGAAGCCGAGCCCUGUGUCAGACAAGGGAUUCAUGAUCUUGUCUUGGAGAACCCAAACAGUGAGACCAAUUUGGAUAGUUUAUUGGCCUGGUUAGUUUCUGUUCAUAGUAUUCGACGUACCACAGAGAGUAAAGCUGUACAAGGUUCAGAUCAUCAAGGCACAGACUUGCGCUAUCUUCGUCCACCAGUCUUCAUUGUUGGUACAAAUGCUGAUCACCCUUUUGAAGACCCCAAGAAAAUGGAAAAGUGCAUCGAGAAGGGUAUCUCCGGCAACACCUACGAAGAGCACGUGAUCAGGCCAUUCUUUNGGAGUUGAAGUUGAUCCUUCAAAAUGCCAAGUGGACGUCGACCAAAUUAAAAAUUGGGAGCCCAUAAAAGAUAAGAAGCUUGAAGUAUCUGAGUUUGCUAAAGACAUUGCAAUGCUCAUCGCAAAGGAUUUGAGUAAGGGACAAGCUGACAAACAAGAUAUUUCGCAGCCCGCGGAAGUCUUAGAAGAGGUACCAUUGAUGAAACAUUGUACAUUUUUUUUAACCUUUUGUUGCUGUGGUCGAGAUGACGAUUUUGUUUCUUUAGCUUGAAACUGAUACUUUCAAUCAGAUUAUCUCAACCAACAGCUUCGUCUGAUUUUGUUUUGCUGUUGUUUAAUGUUGUAUUUUUGUUGCCUGAACAGUGAAGACGUUUUUUGCUGAUUUACUAUGUUGAAUUUAAGGUGGCUCUUCUGGAUUUUUUAGGGGGAUACCUCUCAAGUUUGAGCAUUAACUCGGCAUGAGAUAUGGAAAAAAGGUUUCCACAACUGUAUUUUAUGAAGAUGAAAAUUUCUUAUGAUCUGGGUUUUAUUGCAAUCGGAGUCGCCAUGGCAACGUAAUGUGCCAUUACAUUGUUUUAUUUAUCUUUGUGUUUCUCUGUACCAGGAGUUUUUUUUUUUAAGAAAUCGCUUAAGGCAGUAUCUACCUGCCAUAAUUGCCUCAAUUAUGGCAAAGUUUGAUCAAAUUCUAUUACAGCGUUUUCGAAAUAUUUUUCUAAAGCUUGUUAUACACCUGAUUGUUUUAUAGAGUAGUAGGGGCGAAUUGGACGGCAUUAGGCCAAAGCAAUCUGAGACCUUGUCAACCGUAGCCGAGUCGACAACGAAUAUAAAACCUGAGAGCACCUCAGAGCUUCAUGAGGGGAAUGCAGAGGGGAAACGUUCAAGCAGUUCCUCAGAUCAAGGUGUGCAAUUAAAUAUCGACACCACUGCGGCGUUGUCGGACGAUGUCACAGAGUUGGUCAUUCAAUACUUGGAGCGGCUCAAAUUGGAUGAUGACAUCAAAGCAAAGGAAUUCAUUUUAACGCUGUGCCUAAAACGACCUGUCGUGGAUAUGAUACGCAGUGUAGGACAGAAAGACAGUGGCGCUCGUCACAUGCAAAACCACAUAUUAGAAUCGUUUUCAGAUUCACGGCUUCGGCUCGGGACACAGUCUGUUCCCUUUCAUGAUCUUGUCUUGGAGAACCCAAACAGUGAGACCAAUUUGGAUAGUUUAUUGGCCUGGUUAGUUUCUGUUCAUAGUAUUCGACGUACCACAGAGAGUAAAGCUGUACAAGGUUCAGAUCAUCAAGGCACAGACUUGCGCUAUCUUCGUCCACCAGUCUUCAUUGUUGGUACAAAUGCUGAUCACCCUUUUGAAGACCCCAAGAAAAUGGAAAAGUGCAUCGAGAAGGGUAUCUCCGGCAACACCUACGAAGAGCACGUGAUCAGGCCAUUCUUUGCUGUCGAUAACACUCAGUCGCAUAGCGAUGACGGGAUCCAGAAACUACAGAAGAAAAUCAUGGAAGUAUUGAAACGGGAACCGUACAUGGGUGAAGAGGUACCAAUUAGGUAUGUUUCGCAAAAUAGUAUGUUCUAUUCAAAGUAGUAAUGCGGUACCCUUUUUUGGAUUGGACUGAAAAGCGCGAUUAAAGGGAAACUCAAUAUAACACGUCUACUUCACUUAUGUCAGGUUCCGCUAUUACAAAAUUAGCUGCAGUGUUCAUGCAUAAUGGCAAAUUUUACAUAUUUUGUUGUUAAAUGAAAUGUCGUGGCGUUUCGUCGUUUUUUUUGUUUUUUUUUUCAUUUCAGUUGAGGGGUUUAAUUAGACCUCUCAGAACAACUUGCAGCUCUUCCAUGAGCAAGCUAGGCGUAAAGUGAAAUAUUCAAUUCUCCUAAUGCAAAAACCAAAUACACAAAGUCAAACCCACUUUUUUUACCUCCAAUCCUUUUUCAGUCGUCUCUGCUUGUAACGAUUUCUUCGUUGUCCCUUUAUUGUUCACAAUAGGUGGUUCAAUUUCGAAAAAGUUGUCGAGGCAUUGGUUGCGAAGAAAAUUUUCCACAUGUCCCUGAACCAGAUUCUGACCGUCACCAGAAGAGUUUGCCAAAUCGAGGACGAUGCGGAGCUGACGGCCAUGUUGAAUUUCUAUCAUGAUCUUGGUGUUAUAGUCAAGCAUGGCCAUACUGUGGUGCUGCAGGCUCAGUGGCUUAUAAACCUAUUUAAACAACUGAUAACUGUCUCGCCUUUCAAUGAGUUGGUAAGUAAGUGAUUUGGGACUUGAAGAUUCUAAGACGAGGACGAAUGCGAGUUCUAGAUUUUGCUCGAUCCAAAGAAAAGCGCGCGUGAACCAGUUUCAUUAUUGGGGAAAAACGUGACAGCCGUCGUCUUUUAUUACGAGGUUUAGCGAUGGUAACCUAGUGGCGGAAACAAGAGUUAUCAGAUGUUUGAAGUUUUAUCAUUUUGCGAUCGGGAAGGGGCAUAAUCUCCUUCAAUAAACGUUACGGUAGCAUUACGGGGUGUCUAUUUUUGACAAUGCGCAAAAAGAUUUAAUAUAAUUCUAUCUAGUACUCGUAGUUAUUCUCGUCCUCGAAUCUAAAGGUCUCUAACUGUGUUCGCGGGGUUCGGUGUUUGUAUCCCUGGGCCGAUAUGAAUCCUUCUUAAACUGAUACAUAUUUCAUACAUCUGCACUUACUGUCCCUUACGAAAAUCUCUUACAAAAUCUUGAAUACCUCCGUUAAUGAGGACUUUAUUAACCUUUUCCCUCGUUUUUGUACUCGUUAGGUAUUAGAGGCACAUCAUGUAGUCGCUUAUCAUUCAACAACUAUAACAUUUUUUAAUAUAAACUAUUUUAACAUAACAGAACGAUUUCUCUUACGUCCGUUGAUCGACAGCUAUUGUCUGUGCGAAUAGACAACCUCUUCAUAGCGCAAACAUUUUUCUCAGCCCUCGCUCGUAAUUUUCUGGUGAUUGUCUCUAGAAUUAGGCAUGUAAGCACUUCAGUGUUAUUGCAAAAAAAAACAAAAGUCGACCAUACCAACAACAGGCCUCUAUGAGAUUUAUUCAUGUUCUUGAGAUGUUCUUGAAUUGUUCUAAAUUUUAGGAUCCUUUGUUUUCGAAAUGUUGGCGCGAGCUGGAAGAAAACGGCAUCCUUAGAAUGGCUCUUGUAGAUCACGUUUUCACGGAUUUCAUUCAGAAUGGCCUUUUAAAGCAGGACAUUCUUGAUAUGAUGGAGCUGUAUGGCUUAAUUGGCAAGUUCUCCUGCAUGUCUUCGAAGGACGAUCAAGUGCAAGAAUACUUUGUUCCAGCUCAGCUCAGAUCAUCCCCAUCUGGUCUAUGCAAGAUAACACCCUCCGAUGGUGAUCCGUGUCCACUAUAUAUCCAUUUCCCUGAUGGAUUUGUUCCACACGGGCUCUUUUCUCAGCUGCUGUCAAGGUGUAUCAGUUGGUGCUCCCAACAAGGCCUCAAGCAGUCUCCACAGCUAUUUAAUAAUGGUGCAAGGCUUUUCAUUAGAAAGCAGAGUGCCUUCGAGCUUUUCCUAAUUUGCAGAAAGAGAUUCAUCAAGGUUGUGUUGAAGAUGAGUCAGAGAUGUCGUUCUAUGAGUGGGUCAUUGACAGCUGCCUUAAUGAAAAUGGCCAAUGAGGUUCGGGCCUUUGUUGAGGCUUCUUUAAAAGUCCUUACGUCUGAGCUGUCCUGGUUGCAGAGCCUCAAGUAUGAACUGUGUGUCGCUUGCUGUCUCUGCUUGCAAAAUGGCGACCAGUGCACGAAACAUAAAUCAACAAGUUGUUCUCAGGAUGAGUGCCUUCAUCUACUCCGAGUUCAUCCCGAAGAGGAGCCUUUUUGUACGAAGAGCUACAGUGGUGAAACAGUUAAGGUGAAUGGAUUGGAGAAAUGGUUCCAAGCCUAUACAGCUCAGGUAAUCUUGUCACUGAUGCCAUCUGUUUAA